AACAGGAAUUCAUGGCUAACUACCUCCAUAAAGGUAUAUAUACAUUUCCCUGUACUCUGUUGCACCAGUAUGAACACAUCAUUUUUCCACAAAAUAAUUAUAAGGUGGCCUCAUUUCUCUUAUUCUGAUGACAUUUGUUAAUUUGAUAAUAUUCACUAUUUCAGAAGUUUCAAUCAUUCAACCAGAUUGUUUCUAUUUUAAAAAUUAUUGUAAUUGUAAUGAGAGAUGCACGGCUGGAUCUGAUUUCCAGAGCCCCUUGAUCCAGUCAUGUUGUUACUUAUUUCAACACUACACACACACACACACACACACAAAUAUAUAUAUAUAUAUAUGCAUACACAUUCACACACGCACACACGUAACAAUACUUUCAAGCUUCUCUAGACACCAUCUGUUAGAAAAGCCCAACCAAGCUCUUCCUUAGUCUUCUUUACCUAUUUCACCUUUCAGUUUUGCAAUAUUAAUAAAUAAUUGCCAGUUACAAAACUCAUAAGGAUAUUAUUUCAAAAGACCUUGGAAGGUGUAUUGAGGUUUAAACUUUUAUUGAGGUUCAAAAUUAAGUUUUGCCAAUGAAACCAAGGAAUAAAUUAUUCAUGAAAUACCAUAAUACAUGAAUAAUUCAGGGUGUGCCUUUAAUUAGGUCCUUAAAAAAAUUCAAUAGCUGCCUAUCAGGACUUUAAUGAUUGAGGAUCAAAUCUGAUCUUGAAAACAAAGAACUUUUGCUCAAAAUCAAAUUAGCUGGCAAUUAUUGCAGAACUUAUUGCUAUUGAACUGCUAUCAAUACUGUUUAUGCCUUAGACACACAGUGCAUUAUGAUGUAUUGCACAUAUGAAAUACCAAGAAAUUAGAAUUGCAGCAAUGAGAUUUUUAAUGACAAUACAGUGGCGUUUAUAUGAUAUGUUAUUGGAGUUAGGGCGGGGGAAAGAGUUAUGAAUAUUGAGACUUAUCAUUACAAUGGAAAGUAAUGCUGUACAUCAGUGCAUUAUUUCCAUAACUAGUUCCUAUUGCUUUAUUUCUUUGAGCUUAGAGAAAGACAUGUUUUCUUUCCUACUGUCUUUCUUUAUUAUGUGUUCUUUCUGUAACAUUCAGUUUAUUAUCAGUAUUGGUAUAUAAGUAUUGAUUUUAGGACAAUUGGCCUGCCAUGGCCUAACAUUAUCUUAAUUCCUUUUGAAAAAUAAUCUGAUUACUUUGUGAAGGAUUUUUUUUUGUCAGCGCCAUAGGCAGCAUCUUGACUGCUCUGGGUGUACAUUUUUUUACAAUACAAAUUUUGGUGCAUUUCAGAUUCAGAUGUUGUACAUUGGAUCGUGCAACACACAGGAAGAUAUGAUACCAGAAAAGUUAAUUCGGAAAAUAUGAGCUGAGAGGUACAACUAGUGGGGUGCUUAAGCAUGGGGGCUCAACAUAGCCCUCCAUGUUUCUUUAUUUGGGCCUGGGGGCUCUCCUCAGGCUACUCUCCCCAGCCCCACCCGCUUCUGUCCCUGCUUCAGAUCCACCUUGAGUUUUUUCCCCCCUACGGCUGGAAUGUGUCUACAAACUCUCAUAAUGUCUCUUGCUUCCCUGAAUGGAAGGAUGCAGGGGAUGUGUGUAGAAAAUAGCCUCCUUGUUGUUGUUGUUGUUGUUGCUUAGUCGUUUAAUCGUGUCUGACUCUUCGGGACCCCAUGGACCAGAGCAUGCCAGGCACUUCUGUCUUCCACUGCCUCCCACAGUUUGGUCAAACUCAUGCUGGUAGCUUUGCGAACACUAUCCAACCAUCUCGUCCUCUGUCAUCCCCUUCUCCUUGUGCCCUCCAUCUUUCCCAACAUCAGGGUCUUUUCCAGGGAGUCUUCUCUUCUCAUGAGGUGGCCAAAGUAUUGGAGUCUCAGCUUCAGGUCUGUCCUUCCAGUGAGCACCCAGGGCUGAUUUCCUUAAGAAUGGAGAGGUUUGAUCUCCUUGCAGUCCAUGGGACCCUCCAGCACCAUAAUUCAAAAGCAUCAAUUCUUUGGCGAUCAGCCUUCUUUAUGGUCCAGCUUUCUACACAGAGGUAAAAUUUGCAUUCAUUGCUCUGCCCACUUUUGCUUUUGGUCUCAUCCAGAACUGACAUGUGGUGCUUGGUCUGAAGAUGCUUCCCACCUCUGGGUUAUGGUCUCCAGAUUCCUGAUUAGUGAACUAAUUGCCUCCCAGCCCUUGAUUUGUGGAAAGCAAUGAUCUUGGAAGAUCUCUGUUGGACUGAUUCUUACCAAAAGCAAGUUAGGCAUUUUCUGAUCAAUGGAAACAGAGUAGUAAGCAUCUGUGAGAAGGAGCAAGAACAGAGGAACAACAUGUCCUCCAACAUUUCGCAGGGGAAAAUUGGGAGGCACAUCUUUCAAGGCCAUGCUCGCACAGGAAUCAGGUGAGAGCACGGCUCCCCAAAAUGGGCGUCUUUGGGGCCACACACUAACAGGAACUAAAAUGGGACAGCUGGGAUCCGAUCAGAAGCUGGGGUGGCUUCUGUAAUUUCAGGAUGUCCCACUCAAAGCAGCCCAGUUGAUGGUUAUGGAACAGCAGAACUUCAAGAGAAAUCAUCAGUAGCAAUGGACAUAGAUAGGAGCAAUUAUUCUGUUAGGCUUCCCUGUCAAUGGAAGUAGAACACUGAGAAUCGUAACAACAGAUCUGAUGUCAUACGCAGUUGGCUUUUUCAAGGCAAUCAACUUUUGAUGUCAAAGAGAAUAUUUUCUGUAGAUUCCCUCCUUCACGUCUGUGCCUACCAUAUUAAGAACACCUGCACACACUAUAGUGUAGACCCUGCAGCUUCCAAUUUUCUUCCAUUUCUGGUGAAAGGGAAAAACACACAAACAAAACACAUUAGCUUAGAAUUACUAUUCCGUGUAGGAAUGAAAAUGCUGUGCAAGUUAUGUCUCAAUAGCCAAGGAUAUAUUCCAUUUGUAUGUAGAACUGGGUCUUUAAAUAUCUGUUUAAAACAACAACAACUUGGCAGUGGUGGCACUUGGAUGAAGUCUGAACAGGUGCUGACAAACCAAGAAAGACACAUUGGAGUUGUGGCAGAAAGGUAGCUCAGACUGUGACAGUUUUAGGGUAAAUGCAAAUCGCAUGCUAGGAAGUAUUGGGAAAGGAACUGAAAACAAAACUGCCUUGUAAUGUCUUUAUGUAAAUCUAUGGGGUGGCUGCAUUUGGGAUUUGGAAUACUGCAUGCAGCUGUGAUUGCCCCGUCUCAAAAAGAGCAUGGGAAAUAUGAAGCAACUCAAAUGGAGCAUCUUGGUGUGUGGAAAGGAUCAAGUCUCUGGAGCUCUCUUCAUUUAGAGCAUAGAUUGCUGUUUUUCCGUACAGUUUUGGAAUGUGUGGAUUUGGUAGAUACGACUUCAAAAGUGAACUCAGUUGAAUUCCUUCUCCAUCUCUAGGCUAUGGUGAGGUUUACUUGCUUAAAAAGGUAAAGGGACCCCUGACCAUUAGGUCCAGUCGUGGCCGACUCUGGGGUUGCAGCGCUCAUCUCGUUUUACUGGCCGAGGGAGCCGGUGUACAGCUUCCGGGUCAUGUGGCCAGCAUGACUAAGCCGCUUCUGGCAAACCAGAGCAGCGCAUGGAAACGCCGUUUACCUUCCCGCCAGAGCGGUACCUAUUUAUCUACUUGCACUUUCCCGUGCUUGUGAACUGCUAGGUUGGCAGGAGCAGGGACCGAGCAACAGGAGCUCACCCUGUUGCGGGGAUUCGAACCACGACCUUCUGAUCGGCAAGUCCUAGGCUCUGCGGUUUAACCCACAGCGCCACCCGUGUGGCUUACUUGCUUAGAUAGCUUUAAAAGGGAAUUAGACAAAUUCGUGCACGGUGGGCCUGUUGGUUAUUAUUAGUCAUAAGGACUGUAAGGAGCCUCCACAAAGGAGCUAGUUUUGCCACUAAAUACCAACUAAAUACCAACUAAAUACUAAAUACCAACUCCCUGGAAAAGACCCUGAUGUUGGGAAAGAUGGAGGGCACAAGGAGAAGGGCACGACAGAGGACGAGAUGGUUGGAUAGUGUUCUCGAAGCUACCAGCAUGAGUUUGACCAAACUGCGGGAGGCAGUGGAAGACAGAAGUGCCUGGUGCUGGACACGACUAAACAACUAAACAACAACAACCAACUAGUGGGAACCAACAGCAGAGCUUUCGUGCUCACAGUCUGAGUGUGGUCUUCUCUUUUUUCUUUUUAAAAUAAAUUUUAUUAGUAUUUUCCACACAACAACAACAACACGAAAGAUAUCAAAAAAUAACAAUACACAACACACAAAAAUCAACAUUCGAAAACUAAAGAAAGCAACAACAAGAAAUACUUCAGGAUGGUCACUGUGGGAACCAGAAUGUUGGAGAAGAUGGACCUUCGCCUGAAGCGGCAGGGCUCCUCUUAUGUUCUUAUGGCACAGUCCUUUCCCCUUUUCAACAUUUCUAAAGAGGCAUAUGCCUAAUAUUGCAUUCCCCCCACACUUCACAAGGCAUGUUUGUGACUUUAACAUGCCUAUCUGACUUAUUAAAAAAGAAAACUGGGAACAGAACCCUUCUUCAGUAAACUAUUCCAAACUUCCACAAGGUAGCCCUUGACAGCUGUUCUCUGUAAUUCCCCCCCACCCCCGCAACCUAUGCUGAAAGGCCCUGAAGAAAGUAUAGUUAGCUGGGUAAAAUUUACUGGCAAAGUUUUAUUUGAAUAUUUUACUGCAGUGCAUAGCCUCUGGUACUGCCUUCAAUUUAUUAUCUGCCAUUGAACAGAAGAGAGCCUCUAGUAACAUCUGAGGUCUUGUGCUUCUGUUCUGGAUGGAUAGGGACACUUUAACCUAUGCCAUUUUGUUUUAUUGAAAUGUUCUAAGAAGUGUUUAAAACAGUGUAUAACCAUAAAGCAAUAAUUGUGGUGGAAUAAUCCAUGAUUAUGUAUGUUACGGGGGGUGGGGGGGACGGGACAAAAGUUGUCUGUUUCCAGCUCAGUUGUUGCUGACUAUUUUUCUUCUCAUUUUUUUAAAAAAGGCUUUUCUCUGAGAGACAGAAAAUCUUUUAAAAUUGUGUAUGUUGGAGAACUGAAAAGUAUUAAACAGCAGUGGCAACUAAUGAUUAAUUUCAGAGCUAUAUUAACUUUUAACGACUGCGCCUAUGGCUCAGGUUAUAAUGCUACUUUAUCUUGUUUAUGUUGAAAUCCUAAACUCACUUCCUUAAGAAUUUUGUGGGACUUACUUCUGAGCAAACAUGCAUAAAACUGUGUUUUCACAGUAAUUCUGAGGGUAGUCAUUCAUGCUUUCUUUUACAAAGCUGGCAGUCAGACAUUGGCUAGCCAUAUACAAAUUAAGUAAAGUGAAGUGAAGUAAAGUAAAUAAUAAUGAAGUCCUACAGUGUAGCUAUGUGUCUUUAACUGCAAAAAAGUAAAUUCCUAUUCAGUGCUUUUUUUCAAAAUAAAUGUUUUUAAAAAGGUAAAGGACCCCUGACAGUUAAGCCCAGUUGCGAAUGACUCUGGGGUUGCGGCGCUCAUCUCACUUUGCAGGCCGAGGGAGCCGAUGUUAGUCCUCAGAUAGUUUUUAUGGGUCAUGUGGCCAGCAGGACUAAGCCACUUCUGGUGAAACCAGAGCAGCUCACGGAAAUGCCAUUUACCGCCAGAGUGGUACCUAUUUAUCUACUUGCACUUUUUGGCAUGCUUUCGAACUGCUAGGUUGGCAUGAGUUGGGACUGAGUAAUGGGAGCUCACCCUGUUGCGGGGAUUCGAACUACCAACCUUCCGAUCAGCAAGCCCUAGGCUCAGUGGUUUAGACCACAGUGCCACCCGGAUCCCCAUAAAGAAAUGUUUAGGGGUACUCUUAUUAUCCUACUCAUAUUGAAAAACUGCCCCUCAAUGAGGCCAAACUUAGAUUCACAAAAUGUUUAGGAGUAUGCGUACCCCCAGUCUACCCAGAAAAAAGUACUGUUCCUAUUUAGGGGAAAUGUGUGCAAGGCAUCUCUGAGAAUGGGUGUGGUAUAGUAAAUAUGCCAAGUUUUAAAUUUUCUUCACACAUAAACCUACCAGCUGCACUUGGACAAGGUACAUUCCUACCACAAUUUCUUCUUUCUGAAAUCAUACUUGCAAUGACUUACUUCACAGCAAUGUUUUGAAGAUUAAUGUUAUAAGUAACAAUGAUUAUGGUGCAAUUGCUAAAUCAUUUCAGAAUAAUAGGAGCACAAGCCUAAUAAUAAUAAUAAUAUACAAAUUCUGCCUCAUAGUAUCUUGUGACAAGUUCCACAGUUAGACACUACAGUAUUUUAAUGUGGUGAUUUAAGGGAAUCCCUCAUUUGUUGCUUUUUAGGGGCUCAGCCCGAACAGAAGCCAAGGCUUUCUUGUUGAAACAUGAACAAUAUGACAAGAUGAGGAAAGUAAUAACAGUGCUCAGUUGGUUAGAACCUCUUAGCCAAUAGUUGCACCAAGCUAUUUAUAAGCCUUCAAGAAAAAAGGGAUCCUCAGUGCUACCUAUACCCAAUGUACAACAGAAAACUCGCUGGCAAAAAUUGUAGCAAUAUAUCAAAGGUUUUCUAAGUAAAUGAUAGACUUGCAGUGGGCAGACGUAGCAGCUAUAUUUUUCCUGCCUGCCUGCUGGCUUUCCUGUUUGUCACCUCAUGCUGCUACAUGCAUUUAAUGAAGGCGUGUGCAACUUCCACAAAGCAGAAAGGAGCCUAACAGCUGUGUGUGGUGACCCACCAGGGGCUUUAUAAAUAUUCUGGGUUGACUGCCUGAUUUGGAUUUGAAAAGCAGAGGGGCUGUCAUUCACCUGGCAAGACAGUUUAAGAAAGUAAACCCAAGAAAAUGGUGGGUAGACUGCAUUCACUUGAAAAGUCACAAUGACACUAUAAAUCCAGUGCUUUGUUUAUUAUUCUUUUUCUUGUGCAGACUGCAUUAAUUCUUAUUUAAUCAAUAACAUUUUUAUAUUUUUUUUUUUAAAAAAGUUGUGCAGAACUUUGAAUGACAGCCAUCUGGCCAAAAUGUACAGUAGCCACUAGUAUAUUUAUCCAAAAUGUAGAUGCUUAAACUAAAUCAUAUGUAAAUGUAAUUGUUUCUUAUUAAAUUCCACAGGUGUUCAAGCUGUAUUUUCUUAGGGUUAAACUCUCUGAAAAUACAGGCACAGUGUUUGUGGCUGAAAUGCACCAUACGAAAGCAGAAUUUUAGACUUCCAUUCAUUGCUACAUCUUUGAGAAACUUUGGGAAAGAAAAUACGUGAUUAGUAAUUGUCAGUUCUAGAGGAAGAGAGUGCAUUUAAUAAUAAUAAUAUUAUAUUAUUAUUAUUAUUAUUAUUAAUACCCCACCCAUCUGGCUGGGUUUCCCGAGCCACUCAGGGUGGCUUCCAACAGAACACCAAAAUACAAUAACCUAUUAAACAUUAAAAGCUUCCCUAAACAAAAUUUUAUUUUGAUACAUUUGUGGACAUAAGUACAUCUAAGCAUUGAUAUCUAAUAGUUCCCUGAUUGACUUCCAAAUUGGAGAAACCUCCCUGAAUGAAUCUCGGAAAGCACAAUGAGAGGAAUUCAACAUCAUUCUCUUCUGAUUGUUCCGUCAGUGCAAGCAUUUCUGCUGAUGAAUUUAUCCCCUCUCCUCGCCUUGUGCACUAUUCUGGGGGUUCUCUGAUCCUCGAGAGCAAAUGUGGAGAAGGGGCAGGGGUUCAGAGGGAGAGGAGGAAGGAGAUCCUGUUUAGCAAGAGUUCUUGCAUUGACUUCCACUAGUGCAUCAGGUUAAAUGAAACUGGGUCCUAGUUGACAGUUUGCAUUUUUUAGUGCAGAAAGUAUUGAUCUGUUGUCUAGAAAUCUUUCCUAUUCUAAUUAAGUCAAAAGGGUUCUGGAAGCUUCUCUGUGUGAAAGAAACAAGCAGAAGGUGCAUGAUGUUUGGGUUUUAGCUUCAGAGAAAUUGAAUCAUAGAAUCAUAGAAUCAUAGAGUUGGAAGAGACCACAAGGGCCAUCGAGUCCAACCCCCUGCCAAGCAGGAAACACCAUCAGAGCACUCCUGACAUAUGGUUGUCAAGCCUCUGCUUAAAGACCUCCAAAGAAGGAGACUCCACCACACUCCUUGGCAGAAAAUUCCACUGUCAAACAGCUCUUACUGUCAGGAAGUUCUUCCUAAUGUUUAGGUGGAAUCUUCUUUCUUGUAGUUUGGAUCCAUUGCUCCGUGUCCGCUUCUCUGGAGCAGCAGAAAACAACCUUUCUCCCUCCUCUAUGUGACAUCCUUUUAUAUAUUUGAACAUGGCUAUCAUAUCACCCCUUAACCUCCUCUUCUCCAGGCUAAACAUGCCCAGCUCCCUUAGCCGUUCCUCAUAAGGCAUCGUUUCCAGGCCUUUGACCAUUUUGGUUGCCCUCCUCUGGACACGUUCCAGUUUGUCAGUGUCCUUCUUGAACUGUGGUGCCCAGAACUGGACACAGUACUCCAGGUGAGGUCUGACCAGAGCAGAAUACAGUGGCACUAUUACUUCCACUGUAGUAAUUGAAUACAGCUGGUUUAAACUGGUUCUCUUAUCUCUUCUGUCAAGAUCAUGCUGACUAUAAAAGUAAGGCCAGAAGGAGCCUGGGUGUCACUUUCUCUUUCUAUCUCUCUUCCUUCGGGUGUGGUGUUCUGUACAUAGGAUGCUUAGUGUUAAGGUUUAGUCUUAUUAUAAGUUAUUGUAAGUUUAAGUUAAGUCUGCUGCAACUGGAUUUCUUAUGGACUCUGCCAAUCCCGAAUGUAUUGGAUUUGUGUGCUCAUUUGCCUUCAAUAGCUGUAAAGCUCUGCUGGAUGAAAUACAAUUGCCUCUGGUCUAUUUUCUGGGAAUCCUGCAAGUUUUUUACUCUGCUAACUAUACAAUGGAAUCUAAAGGUAAAGGUAAAGGGACCCCCUGACAGUUAAGUCCAGUCACGAACGACUCUGGGGUUGUGGCCCUCAUCUCGCUUUACUGGCCGAGGAAGCUGGCAUUUGUCCGCUCCACAGACAGUUUUUCCGGGUCAUGUGGCCAGCAUGACUAAACUGCUUCUGGCGCAAUGGAACACCGACACCAGAAAUGCCAUUUACCUUCCCGCCGGAGCGGUACCUAUUAAUCUACUUUCACUUUUGGGUGUGCUUUCAAACUGCUAGGUUGGCAGGAGCUGGGGCUGAGCAACGGGAGCUCAUCCCAUCAUGGGGAUUCGAACCACUGACCUUUUGAUCGGCAAGCCCAAGGCUCAGUAGAAUCUACUCUGGAUCAAUACUGAGUAGAAUUCCAUGAUUGACACAAUUGUAUAAGGUGCAUGAUUAUAGAAUUGGCAUAAUACAAGGAACAUCAGUAAUGACUCAUAAGAUUAUUUUUUGUAAGAUACAUUGCCCUUUGGCUGAGCAAUGCUGCAGCCCAGUAGGGGUCAAGCCACCCCCCCCCAAUAUUUUUGGGAGUGGGCCAGGCCCACCCAACAACUGGCUGGCUCCUCCUUCUCCUCAUGCAUCUGCAGCCCCAGCUCCUCUGAUGUCCUGAUGUCAUUCACCUCUGCAUGCUACUGACCAAUGGUUCAGGGAUGGAGAACCUGUAGACGUAAAGGUGUUAUGGGACACCAAAUCCCAUAAGCAUCAGGAAGUGAUUAGCUAUGAGGGAUGAAGGAUGUUGUAGUUCAAUGACAUCUGGAAGGCCACAAGUUAUCCAACCCUGCUGUAGAUCAAGCUGUUAUUCAAGGUGCAGGAACUGGGAGUAGCUAGAAAUCUGGUAAUUCUGUCUGUAUUUUAGAAAUGACCAACACUGUGAAAUUUCAUUGUGAAAUUUCAGUAGUUCCUCCUAAAUACAGUGGUACCUCAGGUUACAUACGCUUCAGGUUACAUACGCUUCAAGUUACAGACUCCGCUAACCCAGAAAUAGUGCUUCAGGUUAAGAACUUUGCUUCAGGAUGAGAACAGAAAUCAUGCUCCGGCGGUGUGGCGGCAGCAAGAGGCCCCAUUAGCUAAAGUGGUGCUUCAGGUUAAGAACAGUUUCAGGUUAAGAACGGACCUCUGGAACGAAUUAAGUACUUAACCCAAGGUACCACUGUAGUGAAAUGGUAACCAAUGAUAUUUUGCACAUUUUGCUUCUUACAUUUUUACAUCUUUUCAUUUUGCAGUCUUUCUUUCUUUCUUUCUUUCUUUCUUUCUUUCUUUCGUUCAUUUGUUCUUUCUGCCAUAGAAAUGGAUUCUUUUAUCCUUUGCUUGUUACCUUCAAUAUUACUCAGUGGUUUGUCAUCAAAUACCUGUUAAUACUAUCGAGGAAUCUGAACUAUUGCUGAAAGUGGAACAAAGAUAUGAUAAAACUGUGGGGAUGCAAUAGAAAAAACAGCACCCUUGUGCAAGAUUGUGCAAGAGGAAACAUCUGCUGACUCUGCUGACUUGUUCCCCCCACACGCCUGGGUCACUGUCGCGCUGCCUAACCGCAAAGCUUACGCGGCUGUCAUGCUGUCUGGAGUUAUGUCCUGGUAGAGAAUAGUUAUUCUAAGAAAUGCAAACCCUAGCUGUUUUCCACCCGAGUGCUACACGUGUAUAUGCAACAUGAUGUAAUGUGCGCAAGGCUAAUAAACAUGCAAGGCUGCUGGGAGAGAGAGCUCACUCCUUGCUUAAACCUUCACCCAUGACUCUUCGUCAUUUUCCUCCGCACCUGGUGGGCUGGUUCCCCGACAAAUGGUGCCCCGUGUGAUUGCCUGAACGGCUUCCAGGACGCGUGCUGUCAAAGACGGUCCUCCCUGCUACUCACCCGCCCGGCUGUGGCUCAAGGCGCCUUCUCAUCUUCGGAUCCCCGGUGAGUAGCUAUUUUUCUAUUUUUAUCAUGGGUUCUGCGCUCUCCAACCCUCAGAAACAAUUUUUAAAAGACAUGCAGCACCUCCUUCGGGAAAAUAAACAGCAAGUACCUGAAGGUGAUCUAAUUGCAUUGAUUCUGGCCAUAGAUGAACAUUGUCCAUGGUUCCCUGAGGACGGGACAUGGGAAAUACCAGACUGGGACAAAAUUGGCGACCACUUUCAUGGCCAUGGCCGCAUAAAUCUUCACGUCCUCAGUGCCUGGGCUAAAGUCCGUGGCUGCAUGGCAACUCUUACGCCCAAAAACAUCCUCUUGGCUUCGUUGCAACCACAACAGAAACAGUCCUGA
Molecule: messenger RNA, 11039 nt
Organism: Podarcis lilfordi (Lilford's wall lizard)
Lineage: Eukaryota; Metazoa; Chordata; Lepidosauria; Squamata; Lacertidae
Source: the annotation of a GenBank genome assembly